ACUUCCAGCUGGUGUAGAUGCGGGCUAGCUAACCGGUUAGCUGUCUGGGUCAUAUUUCUCUUUUUAUCACCGUGGGCUAACAUCAACGAACAGCGGCGCCAGCCCGUCGACACCGGCUCUUCUGUCCGCCGCCAUGCCGGUUCACGCCCGGGAGAAGAAAGAAAGCAACCAAGAGGAGAUGGAGGUGGACUACCCGGAGCAGGACGGCAGCAGCACGGACGAGGAGGACACAGUGAGCUCCUCCGUGUCCGAAGAUGGAGACAGCUCCGAGAUGGAUGAUGAGGACUGUGAGAGGAGGAGGAUGGAGUGUCUGGACGAGAUGACCACGCUGGAGAAACAGUUCACUGACCUGAAGGAGCAGUUGUACAAGGAGCGUCUGAGUCAGGUGGACAUCAAGCUGCAGGAGGUAAUGGCUGGCUGUGCCCAAGAGUACCUGGAGCCUUUAGCCAACCUGCAGGAGAACAUGCAGAUCAGGACUAAAGUGGCUGGGAUCUACAGGGAGCUGUGUUUGGAUUCGGUGAAGAAUAAGUACGAAUGUGAGAUCCAGGCAGCCUGCCAACACUGGGAGAGUGAGAAGUUGCUGCUGUUUGACACUGUGCAAAGUGAACUGGAGGAAAAGAUAAGAAGAUUGGAAGAGGACAGACACAGUAUUGAUAUUACCUCAGAGUUGUGGAACGAUGGAUUACACUCACGGAAAAACAAGAAGAAGGACCCGUUCUGCCCUGUCAAGAAGAAGAAGCCUGUUGUAGUCUCUGGGCCUUAUAUCGUUUACAUGCUGCAAGACCUGGAUAUUCUUGAAGACUGGACUGCAAUAAGAAAGGCAAUGGCAUCACUGGGGCCACACAGGGUGAAGGUGGAUGUUCCUGCAGUGAAGCCUGAAAGGCAUCACCAUGUCGCGCGCUCUGAGGACGAUCGACUUUUCUAUGACAACCAGUGGUACUGCAGGGGGCAGGCCAUCUGUAUCAACAGGAAGGACGAGUACCCGACGAGCGCCAUCAUCACCACAAUCAACAAUGACGAGGUGUGGUUCAAACGGCUGGAUGGCACCAAGUCAAAGCUGUACAUCUCCCAGCUGCAGAAAGGCAAAUACACUAUCAAGCACUCCUAGAACCACAGUGACACACACUCGCACACACACAGUACAAAGAACAUCAUCUCUGCCAUGUUUCUCUGCCUCGUUUCCAUUUUGUAUCUCUCUACAUGCUUGCCAUAUGUACAGUGCACACAUAUAUGUGAAUAACAUGUAACUCAAAACCCUGAAAAGUUCACACAGACACACAGACCUAUUCAACGAAACAAGAAACAAACAAGUAUCAACUGACUCUUUUUUUCAGAAGGUGAUCUUCUCUGUAAAUAUGUAUAUGUAUGUUGAUAUUCUCGACAAGGCCACAAAGUGUCAUUCUCCUUUGGACCGGAGAUUAAUGCAAAGUGCUGCUUAAAAAAAUUUAAAACCAAGGGAGAAAAGCCGGAGCAGGAGCAAAGUGUGAAGCUCAGUCGCGUGCCUUUCUGAGACGAGACGAUACCUCGACUGAUUUAAAAAAAGUUCUGAACUAUCAAUGCAGUGUGAAGCCUUACUCUGUAGUGUGUUAGCACCAGGAGGACUGAAGCGGGUCAAUGAAUGAACCCUGAUCCAGGUGAGGCUGCUGUAAGACUUGAAUUUCAUGCUCCACAGAGCCUAAUAAAUCUGUAUUACGAUCCCCAGGGACUGCAGUUUGAUUCAGUGUUUGAUUUAGUAAAGGAAAAUAAGUGUCAUUAUGGAGAUGGGUUGAAUGAUUAAUCAGUUUUGAGUAGAUGAUUGUAUUGUGAACAUAUUGAGAUGAAACUGUUCUUCAAGAACGCCCUCUGGGGUUUGUAGGAAGCCACUUGGGGAUCCUCUGUACUGAAUGAUCUCUUUAUGUGUUGAAGAUUAAGUGUAAUUUUAACGGCACCACGUGUUUUAAAGUUCAAAUCAAGGCUAGUUCAUGAAAUAAGCAAAACCGGACAGUUUGAAAAAGAAGCCUACACAUGCAGAAAUGGGAAGUUCCCUGUAUAUAGAGGCUACAGUAUUGUAUGUUUGCUCAGUUUUUUCCCUCUAACUCCUAUUGUAUUGCCAUGUGUCUAAUAGUGCCUAGAAAAAAAAACAUUCAAAAGAGACUUUCAUACGGGAAAAUGCGGCUAUUGUGGCUCCUAUCAAGUGACGAUGGCUAAGUUGAUGGGAUGCAAGAAUUUUUCUUUCAAGGAGACAUACAUUUUCACAUAUUUAUAAUUUGAAUUGGUGUUAUUACUUGAUGGUGUACAUGCUCAAAUGUUCAGAAAACACAUCAUUGUCUUCAUUAUGUAAAUUUCUGCUCCGAUUGGCCAGCUGGUCCUUUCUGCUGUAACUGGUUAACUGUUUCCACAGCAUGUGGUAAGUGUUGACCUCUGCUCUUACUUUACCGUAAAGUGGCCUGUCAGACUAACAGCUCGCCGUGUAUUAUGCAAAUUCGUCUGAAGUAUCGUCCGGCCACUGACAGGGUGCUGCAGGAUUAUCAGGAGCAGUGUUUUCUGUGAAGGAGAGGAGCUCGGGCUUUUUAACUUCAUAAAAAUAACCUAUAACCCACUAGAGGAAAGUAAAACUGAGCACGAUGUGUCACCUUUUAAAGAGGAGGACUAAAAAUGUCCAACUCAAAAGGCUUGGGUUUCAUUUGACGGGCCCAGAAGAAAAUUAAUUUGUAAUUUAUGGUGCCAUUUUUCAUAUUCUUUGUCUUCAUCUAGUCUGUUUGUUUCCGCUUUGAAUAAAACAGCAAAGAGGAUCAUUUAUUAAGCACUGCAGCAUAAAUGUUACAUCUGUAAAACAUCUAAAAAAGUAUUUCCUGUUCCCUGCCCUCUCCUCUCGUCUUUGUUCCUUCCUCUGUUGUCACUUCUCUUUCCCUAUUCCCCUUUGUCUUCUUCUCUGUUGUAUGUAUACAUGUUCCUCAGAACUGAUGUAUCAGCAGCACAAAGAGAAAGAAGGUGAAAGGACUUUAUUUUUGUGCGUACAGUCCGUCCAACGUCAAUGACAUUUGGUUAAAUGAUGGGGAUGUUGCGUUGUGUCUUCUCUGUUGUGCUUUAUACUUUCAGCAUUGCAUAUAAUACAUAAUUCAAAGUAUUAGCUGGGAACAGUAUUGUACAGAACCAUAAACAAAGAAAAAAUGCGGAAUCCA
Messenger RNA from Platichthys flesus (European flounder), 3161 nucleotides. It is a transcript of the gene brms1lb, whose product is annotated as BRMS1 like transcriptional repressor b. The record is from RefSeq and is a predicted model, not a curated record. NCBI's taxonomy places the organism in Eukaryota, Metazoa, Chordata, Actinopteri, Pleuronectiformes, Pleuronectidae. The coding region runs from base 134 to 1108 and encodes 324 amino acids. Gene Ontology annotation, molecular function: histone deacetylase binding. Gene Ontology annotation, biological process: negative regulation of transcription by RNA polymerase II. Gene Ontology annotation, cellular component: Sin3-type complex. The transcript has 10 exons.